Molecule: messenger RNA, 1815 nt
Organism: Prorocentrum cordatum
Lineage: Eukaryota; Dinophyceae; Prorocentrales; Prorocentraceae
Source: the annotation of a GenBank genome assembly
GAAGGCCCCGACCAGCUCCAGUCCUACGUCAAGGGCAGGCACCUGCACGGGAGCCUCAGAGACGAGGAGCUUUCCAUCGGCGCGAUCCUCGACAGGCUCGCGCACAGCGGGCCCUCAGCCUUGGCGGAGGAGGCGGGCGACCACCUCGACCAGAUCCCAAGGGCCGGUGAGGGCUGCGUUGGGUCGGGCCCCGGCUGCGCCAAGGUCGCGCAGCCGAGCUGGCCUGGCGGCGACGGCUACAGGCGCGGCGAGCUCCUGCUCGCAGGUCUGACCUUCCCGACGUACGAUGACCGCGACACCAUUCGGCUGUCGCGCGGUCUACGGAAAGCGCUGCAGCUCGGUGGGGGCAAGUUGGAGGAGCGCCAGUGCAUGCUGCGCGCUGAUUCACGUGGCCGCGGGCUUCCUGGCGCAGGACUCCCUGGGGGGCGGAGCAGCGGGCCCGGAUUGGACCCCCAGCCCAGAGUCGGCGCGCUCCCUCGCCUCCAAGUUGCGCGAGGGCCUCGCGAGGGGCUGUGGGCAGAGGCUUCCGCGGCCACAAGGGCUCCCGGAGAGGCCCCCGAGAGGAUUGAUCGCGCUGAGCGCGAGGUGCGCGGGUGCAUCCGCGACGUGCCGCACCCGCGUCGCAACAAAGAUUGCCGGAGUCUGCGUACCUUCCCGUUGGAGCGGCUCGGCGACGUGGUCCUCAACUUCGUCCGAGUCGACUCGCCGGGCCGCGUCAUUUUCGAGAGGGUCUCUGGGUCUGCCGCGGGCCCGCAGGCGAAACAGCGCUGGCAGCUGAUCCACGGGAGGCGCGCGAGGAUUUUCCGAGCUGGCCCGGAGAUCGACGAGCAGACGCUGCUGGCCGACCUCACGCAGCGCGCCAACAACUGGGGCGGCAGCCCCCCGUGCGACUACGUAGCGCUCGGCUGGAAGGCGCUGCUCAACCAGGUCGCCGGCGACGUCGCGCCCAUCGACCCCCCCACAGCCAACGAGGACACCGCGCUGACCAUCGCGGGCUGGGGUCUCCAGGCCUGGAGCCGCCGCCGCUGCCGCGCGCGCGACGUCCCCGACGCGGUGACCAUGCCAGACGAGCGGCUCGUCGCGCUGGAGGUCAUGGCAGGCUCGGGCCACUGGACCCAGACCUGGAGGGCCCGCGGCCUCACAGCCCAGGAGCCUAUCGAGUGCUAUCAAGACCCGCUGGAGCGCACCGGGCCCAGGGGGGACCGCAACGCGCGGGGCAGGGGCGCGCGGCGUCGCAUCCUGCAAGACAUCGCCGAGAGCGAGGUGAACGCCAUCGGGCUCGAGUCGGUCUGCGCCAACUUUCGCCCCUGGAUACGCUGCAACGGCGGGGCCCGCGCGGCGGCGCACCCCGACGGCGUCGAGCCGCUUCUCCCCUCGGAGGAGGCGGGCAAAGACAUCGCCGAGGUCAUCGAGCGAUCCCUCGACCGCGGCAAGCUCGCGCGGGCCGAGAACCCGGCCCCCGACGGCAUCUACCCCGCCAUCUGGGGCGCCGAGCGCGGCCGACGCGAGCGCGUCUCCCUCGGGGGCCCGCUGCCGGGCACCAGCCGCCGCCACUGCUGGGCAUCGCAGGUUUGCCAUUGGACGUUCGUCGAGAUCCUCGCGCAGGGCGCCCUGGCAGGCGCGGCGCCCGCAGGCGGGCGCGCAGCCGGAGACUGCGACGGAGCUCUGGGGCCGCAGGGGCAGCUCGACGCGGCCGUCCUUGACCCGGAAAUCGACAGCAGGGAGACCCACUCCGCGGGCGCGGCGCACGAGGCGGAGGUGCGCCCGCGCGGUAAACAGCGCGAGGGGCAGGUCGACGUCGCCAUGUUCAGCUGA